Messenger RNA from Physeter macrocephalus (sperm whale), 330 nucleotides. RefSeq lists its product as uncharacterized. The transcript has a single exon. Gene Ontology annotation, cellular component: nucleosome. Lineage: Eukaryota; Metazoa; Chordata; Mammalia; Artiodactyla; Physeteridae. The record is from RefSeq and is a predicted model, not a curated record. Gene Ontology annotation, biological process: nucleosome assembly. Bases 19 to 330 code for a protein of 103 amino acids. Gene Ontology annotation, molecular function: DNA binding; protein heterodimerization activity; structural constituent of chromatin.
GAUAGCUGUAUUUUCGGAAUGUCUGGGCGUGGUAAAGGUGGAAAGGGGCUGGGGAAGGGUGGCGCCAAGCGCCACCGUAAAGUUCUGCGAGAUAACAUCCAGGGCAUCACUAAGCCUGCCAUCCGUCGCUUAGCCCGACGUGGUGGCGUCAAGCGUAUCUCUGGUCUUAUCUACGAGGAGACCCGCGGAGUGUUGAAAGUGUUUCUGGAGAACGUGAUCCGGGACGCUGUCACCUACACCGAGCAUGCCAGGCGCAAGACAGUCACCGCCAUGGACGUGGUCUACGCGCUCAAGCGGCAGGGCCGCACUCUUUACGGCUUUGGUGGCUGA